UGAACGAUAAAAAUAUUCAAUUUUUUUUACUUAAAAAAAUUUAUGAGCUUUACAGUAACUCUUAAAAAAAUUGUUGAAAAGGAAAACGUUGAAGGUGUAAUUUUAGUAGAUGAUAAUGGACUUUGUCUAGGAUCUUAUGGGAAGGUGAAUGAAGAAUAUGCAAACAAGUGUAUUAAAUUUGUAGAUUUAGAGUUACAAACCAAAAUGUUUGCAGCAGUGAUGAGUAAAAAACAAAAAGUACUUUUGCAUAGGGAUUCGGGUAUUACAACAGUUUUAUUUAUGGCACGCUGAAUUUGAUAAAUUUUUCUUGUUAUAUUAUCAUGGCAUAUAUUGGUA
This is a messenger RNA of Pneumocystis carinii B80, 336 nucleotides long. RefSeq lists its product as hypothetical. Gene Ontology annotation, cellular component: cytoplasm; Ragulator complex. The coding region runs from base 43 to 291 and encodes 82 amino acids. The transcript is spliced from 4 exons. Lineage: Eukaryota; Fungi; Ascomycota; Pneumocystomycetes; Pneumocystales; Pneumocystaceae. The record is from RefSeq and is a predicted model, not a curated record.